Molecule: messenger RNA, 538 nt
Organism: Zonotrichia leucophrys gambelii
Lineage: Eukaryota; Metazoa; Chordata; Aves; Passeriformes; Passerellidae
Product: prolyl-tRNA synthetase associated domain-containing protein 1-like
Exons: 2
Coding region: 20-538 (172 amino acids)
Molecular function (GO): aminoacyl-tRNA deacylase activity
Source: RefSeq, a predicted model, not a curated record
GCGGGGCGGGCGGGGCGCGAUGGCGGCCGAGCUGCGGGAGGCGCUGGAGCGGCGGCUGCGGGACCUGGGCAUCGCCACCGUCACCGCCGAGCACCCCCAGGUGUUCACUGUUGAGGAAAUGAUGCCCCACGUCCAACACAUGAAAGGAGCUCACAGUAAAAACCUGUUUCUUAAAGACAAAAAGAAGAAAGGGUUCUGGCUGGUGACUGUCCUGCACGACAGGCAGGUCAAUCUGAACGAACUGGGUAAAAAGCUGGGCCUUGGAAGCGGAAACCUCAGGUUUGCUGACGAGAACGCCAUGCUGGACAAGCUGCGAGUGGGUCAGGGCUGUGCCACGCCGCUCGCCCUCUUCUGUGACCAGGGAGAUGUGAGGCUGGUGCUGGACGCUGCCCUGCUCCAAGGGGGCCAUGAAAAGGUCUAUUUCCAUCCAAUGACAAAUUCUGCAACCAUGGGCUUAAGCCCCGACGACUUCCUGAAGUUUGUGAGAUCAACAGGCCACGAGCCCAUCAUCGUACACUUCGAUGAAGACAUUAAGUAG